GCGAUGCCCAACAAGUCCAUCCCUCAUGUCCUUCCCCUACCAGCAUAAAUAGAGGCCAGUUUUUGGUAAGCCCACCAGUAUCUGUUUUCUGAUAUAUCCACUUCAAUCACAUACAAGAGAAGCUUAUGGCGGAGAUUGACGGAGGAGGAGGUGGUGCUAGUUCUGCCGCCGUCCCUAACGGCCACCAUGCCGUCACCCUGAAUAUUGAAGAUCAAUCCCAUCGAAUUUCAUGCUUUCCCACUGUUCCUUUUCUUCAAAAGUUGAUAGCGGAGGUGCUGGGUACAUAUUUUGUUAUAUUUGCCGGAUGUGCAGCGGUUGUGGUAAAUACAGAUAAGGACAAAAUAGUGAGUCUGCCUGGAAUUUCCAUCGUCUGGGGGUUCCCUUUGAAACAGGUGCCAGCAUACGUUGCUGCUCAAGUCCUGGGAUCAACCCUAGCAAGCGGAACUCUCCGUUUAAUAUUCAACGGAAGGCAAGAUCAUUUCGCCGGAACCCUUCCCGGUGGAUCCGAUCUCCAGUCGUUGGUUCUUGAAUUUAUCAUCACAUUCUACCUCAUGUUUGUCAUCUCCGGCGUUGCUACCGAUAACCGAGCUAUCGGAGAAUUAGCCGGACUAGCGGUUGGAGCAACAGUUUUACUCAAUGUCAUGUUUGCAGGGCCGAUAUCAGGGGCAUCAAUGAACCCAGCAAGGAGUUUAGGUCCGGCGAUUGUGUCAAAUGAAUAUAGAGGGAUUUGGGUUUACAUGUUAGGGCCAACUGCCGGAGCCAUUUCUGGUGCAUGGGUCUACAACAUCAUACGGUUUACCGAUAAGCCUUUGCGUGAGAUCACAAAAAGUGCAUCUUUUCUUCGAUAUGCUAGCAGCCGUAAUGGAUCUAAAAGAUGACAUUUCCAAUUGUACUCCUGCUUUGUGCAUUUGUAUUUGUGUUUAUUAUGCCACUGUAUUUGGUUUAGUUUGUACAAG
Lactuca virosa is the source of this 956-nucleotide messenger RNA. The record is from the annotation of a GenBank genome assembly. NCBI's taxonomy places the organism in Eukaryota, Viridiplantae, Streptophyta, Magnoliopsida, Asterales, Asteraceae.